AUGGCGCUCCCCCGCGCCACCGCGCCGCCGCGCCUCCGGCUCAGCGCCCUAGCCUCCCCACAACAGCCGCACACGCGGCCAGCGCACCGGCUCGCACACCAGCGGCCACACGCGGCGUACCGGCUCGCCCACACGCCGCGGCAGCAAAGCUACCACAUCGCGCGAACGGGCGAGCAAGCCACGCCCUUAACCGGCUUCUACGCGGAGCUGCUCUCGCACCCCCUCCGCGCCACCGCGCCCGCCACGCAUGCCAGCGCCCCGGCCCCGCCGCCCUCAGACGAGCUCCCCAAGACAGACAAAGAGGCCACGCUGCAGAAAGCGCGCAUCGUGUUCGGGUCGCGGCUGGCGGGGCCGACGGAGCGGAAAGAGCAGCGCGCCGCAGCCGGCAAGAUGGUCGCGGGCGUGCUGGUGCCGCCGCGCCCCGCCGAGCCCGACAACUGCUGCAUGUCCGGGUGUGUCAACUGCGUGUGGGACGUGUACCGGGACGAGCUAGAGGAGUGGGCGGCGGCGUCGCGGGAGGCGAAGGCGCGGGCGCGGGCGCAGGAGGUGGAGAGGCGGGGGCGGGGCGAGGGGACGGGCCGCAUGGUUGUGGGCGCGGGCGUGCCCGACCAUGUCGCUAGUAGUAUGGAUGAUGAUGGGGGUGGGAGCGAGGCGAACUGGGAAGCGGGGUUGGAGGGCGUGGGCGAGGAGGCCGAGACCAGAGAGGAGGAUCUCUUCAAGGGCGUCCCGGUCGGCAUAAGGGAGUUUAUGAAGACGGAGAAGCGGUUAAGGGCUUUGCAUGCGAGUGAGGAGCAGGCGCAGAGUCAGAGUCAGAGUCAGAGUCAGAGUCACGGCCAGAGCCAGGCUCAGGCGCAAGGAGAGGGACCGAAGCAAGCGCAGGCGCAGGCGUAA
Molecule: messenger RNA, 891 nt
Organism: Aplosporella prunicola CBS 121167
Lineage: Eukaryota; Fungi; Ascomycota; Dothideomycetes; Botryosphaeriales; Aplosporellaceae
Exons: 1
Coding region: 1-891 (296 amino acids)
Cellular component (GO): mitochondrion
Source: RefSeq, a predicted model, not a curated record